This is a messenger RNA of Hirsutella rhossiliensis, 2265 nucleotides long. RefSeq lists its product as uncharacterized. The record is from RefSeq and is a predicted model, not a curated record. The transcript is spliced from 3 exons. Lineage: Eukaryota; Fungi; Ascomycota; Sordariomycetes; Hypocreales; Ophiocordycipitaceae. Bases 1 to 2265 code for a protein of 754 amino acids.
AUGGAUUCGAAUCCUCGGACGCCGACGCCGCCGCCCCGGGCAGAGGCCGAGGGCGGGCAGUCCCAGUCGCCGCCCCAGUCCCAGUCGUCGCCUCCGCCCCAGUCGCCGCCGCCCCAGUCCCAGUCGCAGCCUCAGUCGCACUCGUUCUCACCGCCACAGCAUCAUCACCAGCUGCAACCACAAUCGCGUCCCCAGUCGCCGCCCAUCCCCAGCCCUGCCCUCUCCCGACUCUCGCCCUCCAUCCUCCACCCGUCAACCCCCCAGCCCGAAGAUCCCGCAGAAGACUACUUUCAUCGCGUCAGCGACGCGCCCUCUCGGCGAUCACGCCUUUCCACCUUUUCCAUCAACCGCCUGCCCAGUUCCACGCCCUCGGAAAACCGUCCGCCCGCCCGCCCAGACCAUUCGCGACGGCCCAGCAUCCGAAUCCGCCUCAGCAAUGCCUCAAUCAACCGAGCCCAGCCCAACUCCCCCGAGCGCGCCGCCUCCAGCCAUGGCCCCGAACACAUCGAUGCCCCUGGCGGACGCUCCCGGAGCGCCUCGCAGUCCAGCGCCGCCAGCGCGCCUGCCGAUACUACCAGCGCCGCCAGAAACGCGAGCAGGCUGACGAUGCAGCCCGACAUCUCUAGCCCCGCCCGCAGCCCGAGGAGGAUGGUCCAGGCUUCGCUGCCCCGGUUGACAGAAGAAGGCUCACGCCCGACAAUGGCCGAGCUGGGUCUCGUCCCCGUCCCUCGGCCCCAACGACCGUCCAUUGCCCCGAGUGAUCCGGCCGCAGACGAGGAUGGGGAGCAUGAGGAAAAGGGCAGCCAAGAGGCCGGUCCUUCGAACGAGAAGGGGAAUCGUCUCCGCAGGGUGAGUCGCUUUUUCUGGCCCAGCAAAGCCAGGCGCGGCUCCGCCGACCCAGGCAGUGUUACCUCGGCCGAGACGCGCCAUGAGGACGAGUAUCACGAGGAGCUGGUUGACUGGCUCGACAUUAUCGAUCCCGAAGUCCAGACGCUCUCGACUCUCACCAACGUGCAGAACUCGCUCUUCAUCCCCGACCUCGGCACCUGGGUCAACAGACGGCCCACCUACGUCCUCUCCCAGCCCGACAUGCGCUCCAGGAGACCCGCGACUGCCGAGGGGCGAGUCGCCGAAGUGCCAGACACGCAGCGCGACGAGGCCGCCGAGACAGAGCCCUCGCCCGAGGCGGCCGCCCCCGAGCACCCGACGAUACAGCGAAGCACGACCAUCACCUCGCGGCUGUCCGAAUCCCACUACGCCUCUCUGCCGCACGGCAGAACCCUCGACGGCUGGAGCGCCGCCGACAAGCAGGAGCUCGACGAUCGCGUUCGUCACAUGCUCCACUCGCGACGGUCCAAGUUCAAACGCAUGAUGAAGGGGUUCGGCCAAUACGUGCGCCGGCCGCUCGGCUUCUUCGUCACCCUCUACGCCCUCCUCAUCACCCUCUUCGGCCUCGCGUGGGUCCUCUUCCUCAUCGGCUGGAUCUACGUUGGCGAGGAGCAGCCGUACGCCGUCCAUGUCAUCGACAGCAUCCUCGUCGCCCUCUUUGCCAUCAUGGGUGAUGGCCUGGCCCCCUUUCGGGCCGUUGACACGUAUCACAUGAUCUUUGUCCUCCGCUACUCGCGGAUGAUCAAAAAUGCCGGCAAACCGCCUCGAGCUCGGUUACGGAAGAGCCAUGGGCGACCCGAAGUGCGGAACGAGGCCAUAACGGACGUCAACGGACACGGAAUCCUCAAUGAGCAGGCCAUGACUGCCAACGGGGGCGACCAACAUGAUGCUACCGACGUCAACUUAGAGGACGGCAAGUCGGGAGGCGAUAUUCCUGGCUACUACCCCCUUAAUGCGAAGCAGGUCAAGAGCCUGCUGCACCACCAAAAGAAGCUGGCCAAGUCGCACAGCUUCUACAAGCCUCAGGAGACACACACGCACUUCUCGUUUCCCCUCAACUUCCUCGUGGCCAUUGUGAUCCUCCUCGACUUCCACUCGUGCCUGCAAAUAUCGCUGGGCGCGUGCACAUGGGGGAUCAACUACCACGUGCGGCCGUUUGCGCUGACGACGGUGAUUCUGUGCGUCAGCAUAACGUGCAAUCUGAGCGCGGGCCUGGUCAUCACCGCUGGCGACCGCAAGACGAGGAAAAAGGACGUCAUGAAGCUGCUGGACCGCCAGGAGCUGACGGAGGAUGCGAUUGCGCGGAUGGAGCACAAGAAAGAGAAGGAGGAGGAGAGGAGGCGGGAGGCGAUUCUGGAACGCAUGGCAGCGGCGUAA